Molecule: messenger RNA, 2335 nt
Organism: Metopolophium dirhodum (rose-grain aphid)
Lineage: Eukaryota; Metazoa; Arthropoda; Insecta; Hemiptera; Aphididae
Product: alpha-(1,6)-fucosyltransferase-like
Exons: 12
Coding region: 459-2285 (608 amino acids)
Biological process (GO): protein N-linked glycosylation
Molecular function (GO): alpha-(1->6)-fucosyltransferase activity; protein binding
Source: RefSeq, a predicted model, not a curated record
CACAUAUCAAACCACUCGAAGUCGCCUAAUAAUAUGUGGUUGUGAACGAGUAAUCGUAUUUUACAUUUGAAACAUUUAUUGAUAUUUAUUGGUAGGUAUUUUCUGGUACAGGAUAAUUUUUACACAUUUCACACCACUCAAAGUCGCCUAUGUAAUUAUAUGUGGUUGUGGACGAGUAAUUGAAUUUUACAUUUGAAACAUUAAAAGAAUACCAGUAUAAUAAUUCACAGUAAUAAUAUUACAAUAUAUUUCCAAAGAUCGUUUGCGAACAUCCGGUUAACGUUUUUUUCGGGAACAAAUUUUAAUUGAUUAUCAAUACUCCUGUCAAGGCAGUAACUUUUAGUUAUUUCUCAUUUCAAUAUCAAAUCAAGAUAAUCGUUCACCCAUAAAGUAUUUGAAAAUGGAACUAUACUGAUAACUGAAGAUAUUUUACAAGAAAUUUAGAAGAAAAAGAGGAGAUGACAAAAAAAAACACAUAUCACUGUAAAAUCAAUGUUUUCAUCGAUCUGCUCAUAAUCUUACAACUAUUUUGUAAUUCAAGAACGGUCAUGAAAUCAACCAUGAAUUUUAUGAAGAUAACCCAAUGUUACAAUCGGUUCUGGAAGCGAAUAUUUAUGUUCUCAGUGCUCGUAUGGGUCGUUUUAUUUUAUGUGACUUUUUAUUUCAAUUGCGAAAAACCCUUUGACGAUGAUCUAGAACAAACGCUUGCCAUAUCACAUCAACUUCUCGUCGAGGAGCACAGAACCAAUAUCGAACUGACUGAAAUAAGGAACGAUCUAAGUCAAAAACUGAGAUUCAACGAAAAAAAAAUGAAGAAUAAAAAGAAAAUUAUAUACCCACCGUCUGAGGAGUACGAGUUGUUGCGUCGCCGUAUUUAUUCAAACACGAAAGAAGUUUGGUAUUACGUCAGUUCUACAUUACGAUCGUUGGCCAACGAAUUCGAUGAUUUGAAACCAAAAGUUUCUGAUGUGAAAAUAAUGGUCGACGAACACUAUAGAUCGUUAUUGAGAGAUGUCGCCAAGCUGGCCGAUGUCGACGGUUAUUCACAGUGGAGGUGGAAAGAGUUUCGCUCUUUGAGUAGACUGGUCGAAAAGAGAAUUCGACAUACGCAAAAUCCACCCGACUGUUCCAAAGCUAAAAAACUCUUGUGCAAUCUCUUCAUCAAUUGUCCACAUAAGAAUUGUUGUGGAUAUGGAUGUCGCGUACACCAUUUCGUCAAGUGCUUGAUUGUCGCCUACGCUACCGAAAGGACAAUGAUUAUAGACAAUCCUAAAAAAUGGGAGUUUACUAGCCGUGGUUUUGAAAAUGUAUUUUUACCACUUAGUGACACGUGUACAUCAAAAAACGGUGAAACAGUUUCGCCUUGGCCAGGUAAUGAAACCACUCAAGUCAUAAAUUAUAUUGUGCCCACACCCGAAUCAACUCCCAAACAAUUUCAUCCUCCUUACAUUCCGGUCGUGUUGCCCGAGGACUUAGCUGGACGAAUAAACAUAUUGCACGGCGAUCCCGCUGUAUGGUGGAUAGGCCAGUUCUUCAAAUACAUCUUCCGUCCGCAACCAUCCACUACCAUUGCGUUUAACGAGUUUGCCAAGCGUGUACAUUUCCAAAAGCCAAUUGUCGGAUUGCAUAUCAGAAGAACGGACAAACUCAUCAAAGAAGCUUCGUUGCACAGACUCGAAGAGUAUAUGUACCACGUUGAAGAAUAUUACAAGCUCAAAGAAUUGGACGGCGUAUACGACACGAAACGCAUUUAUUUGGCCACUGACGAGCCAACAUUGUUUGAUGAAGCUAGACUCAAAUAUCCCGAGUACGAUAUUAUCGGUGAUCCAGAAAUAUCCAAAUCUGCAGCGUCCCUUCGAAAGCGUGAGUUGGACGAUUCGAUUAUGGAUAUCAUCACCGACGUAUAUUUUCUGUCUCAUCACUGUGACUACUUAGUUUGUACUUUUUCGUCAAAUGUGUGCCGGUUAUCCUAUGAAAUUAUGAACAGCCUCCAACCAGAUGCAUCAGCCAAGUUCACUUCCUUAGAUGACACAUUUUAUUUUAGUGGUCAAGUUCACAGACUGAAUGUAGCUAUAAUAUCUCAUAAAUCAGAAGGACCAGAAGAAAUGGAUCUAGAAGUAGGUGACGAGAUUGAAGUAGCUGGAAAUCAUUGGGACGGUUAUUCAAAGGGGACAAAUUUGAGAACAAAGAAAACACUAUUGUAUCCUACUUUUAAGGUAACAACAAAAAUUGAAGCUUUUCCUUUUGCCAGUUAUCCAAAUAUCACUAUAAAUACAUGGACAUAGAAGGAAGAAAAUGUAUAAAACUGUGUUUCUACUAUAAAUGAAAUGUGAUG